Molecule: messenger RNA, 690 nt
Organism: Capronia epimyces CBS 606.96
Lineage: Eukaryota; Fungi; Ascomycota; Eurotiomycetes; Chaetothyriales; Herpotrichiellaceae
Exons: 3
Coding region: 1-690 (229 amino acids)
Biological process (GO): peroxisome fission; regulation of peroxisome size
Cellular component (GO): peroxisomal membrane
Source: RefSeq, a predicted model, not a curated record
AUGUCGCGACAACAGGCAAGCGACCAUUUCCUGCUCCCUAUCGGCCGUGAUAAGAUCCUGCGUACCAUUCAGUACUUCAGCCGAUUUUAUGCCUGGUAUCUUUAUCGAACCAACAACCCGACGAGUACCAUCCUGCCAUGGGUGACCCUCAAGAAUCAAUUCGGCUUGACACGGAAGAUCCUACGCGUGGGCAAGUUCGUCGAACAUCUGCGUGCCGCCUCGGAGAUCUAUGAUGCUGCGGUCAAAUCAGGCAAUGGGGACAAGAUCACGCAGUACCUUCAAACCCUCCGCCAAAUUGGCUAUGCGGGCUACCUGUUCCUCGAUACGUUGACCGUCUUGGACGCAAUCGGGGUCAAGAAGCACCCCAAAGCCAAGAGCAUUCAAACCAGUGCCUAUCGCUUCUGGUUGACCGGCUUGGUGGCCAGCGCGCUCGCUGGAUUCUACAACACCUACAAGUUGAGACAACGAGCAAAGACUGUGGAUGAGAAGGAUGCAGAAGCAAAGGUAGAAAAGGUCAAGAUUGCAAGACAACAACAUGCCGUGAAUAUCCAAUUGGUCUCUGACCUCUGUGAUCUGACUGUGCCCAGCACAAUUCUAGGAUAUGCCAGCUUCGACGACGGCAUCGUUGGCUUGGCUGGCACAGUCAGCAGCUUGCUUGGUGUGUAUGGUACGUGGCAGAAGACUGCUUGA